Messenger RNA from Musa acuminata subsp. malaccensis (wild Malaysian banana), 510 nucleotides. Its product is annotated as protein CYSTEINE-RICH TRANSMEMBRANE MODULE 6-like. Lineage: Eukaryota; Viridiplantae; Streptophyta; Magnoliopsida; Zingiberales; Musaceae. The record is from RefSeq and is a predicted model, not a curated record. Gene Ontology annotation, cellular component: plasma membrane.
UCUCAGGGUGUUUUCCUCUCACCUCCACAUCGAUCGUCUUCUGCCUCCUUUGGUGCUCUCGUCCGUUUGGUUUGGUUUCAAGAUGAGUUACUACGCUCAGCAGCAGGCUCCUUCUCAAGAUUCAGCUUAUCCUCCACCCGGGCAGGCCUACCCACCAGCUUACGUCGCGCCUCCUCCUGCAGGCUAUCCCACCGGGGAUGGUGGUGCUGUGAAUUCACAACAAGUUCCCGUGGAGACGAAGAGUCGCGGUGAUGGCUUUUGGAAGGGAUGCUGUGCUGCCUUGUGUUGCUGCUGCGUUCUGGACAUGUGCUUCUGAAGCUGGAAAGGGAGAUGGAGAGACGUCUUAUCACCAUCGCCUUGUCGUUCUUCUGUGUUCUGUUCUUUUAGCUUCUACAUAAAAUGUUGGCUCUCGUGUGUUCACGAGACAGUAUUCAUGUUGAUUGUGUGCUAAGAUAUUAGCACGAGACAUAUUGAUUUAUUCGUCUAUGAGAUUAGUCAUAUUCUGUGAUA